UCGUUUAAAAUCUGCGAAUAUUUUUUACUACUGCUGCGGAAAGCGUUGUCGGUUUUUUUGUGCGACUACUCUACACAGUACUGUAAGUGAGUGCAGUGCAGCCUGAUACUCGAGAGCGCAGCUGUACGCUUCCUGGCCGCAAUGGCCGUUCUUUCUGUCUCUCAAUGCGCGGUGUCUGUCUCUGCCGCGGUGAGGCAGCUGCGCUUAUGCUUAUGCCCGCCCCCUGCGCCAUGUGCGCCUGGCCGCUGCUUGCCGUGCACAGUAUGCGAGAAAGCUGCGGUUGACGAUGCUGGGCGCAGUGUUCGGCACAGUCAGUCGUCUUGUCGUGCGAUGCGAGAUUUGCAGCAGUCUAACCGUGAGUUUGCCUGAUCGCUCGCCGUUAGUGACAGUGUGUGUUUGGUGACCCCUGCGUGGGAGAUAAGGCAUCGGAUUGUGUGUGCCAAGUGGCAUCCUCUGGCGGGGAAUUUAGAGUGUCCUUGGAGUGCCUAACCGGGAUACCGCUGCCGGCUGCCUGCUAUCACGGGAUCAUUCGCCUAGCGCGCGCUAUAUGACCAUGUUCAACCCGUCCUUCCUUAAGCCUGAUCCCCACGCGCAUGCCCACGCUGCCGCCGCCGCGGCGCACCACAUGUCCGGCAUGGGUAGCCUCAAAGCGCAAACCACCCCCGGCGCCGGCCUGCAUGAGGCCGGUGUAGCGCCCACGGCCGCCAACUCCUUCCUACCAGCCGCGGGCGGCCCCAACCUUAACGCCGUACCCUAUCCGUCGCAUCCCAACUACGCUUACGAGCCCAAUAAUGGUUACCCCACUCGCGAUCUCUUUCCCAACCCGCUCAGCUUCCGCCGCGCUGACCACCACUCCUACAUCGACCCGCAUCCCUUUCAUGCGGCCGCCGCAGCCCAGACCGCCACGUUCCACACCACGCAUUGUUCGGAGAAUUUUUUUCCCUACGAAGCGCCGCCGGCCGCUCGCUUUCCGGCCUUCCACCAUCAUCAUGAUCUCUACGGCCGCACCGAUUUCAAUCAUCACCCGGCCGCAUCCAGUUUCCUGCGUUAUUAUCGCACUGGCCAUGCGGGUAUUCGCGGUCACGGCCAGGAUGUGCCCGUGCGUUGCCAGUGGGUAGAACCGGAUCUGCCGCAGCCGCGGAAGCCCUGCAACCGACUGUGCGGCAGUCAACCAGAGCUGGUCCAGCACCUUACCGUCGACCAUGUCGGCGGGCCCGAGUCGACCAACCACGCCUGCUUUUGGCAGGAAUGCGGCCGCGAGGGCAAGGCCUUCAAGGCCAAGUAUAAGUUGGUCAAUCAUAUCCGCGUGCACACUGGCGAGAAGCCCUUCGUCUGCCCCUUUCCCACCUGUGGCAAACUCUUCGCCCGCAGCGAGAAUCUGAAAAUCCACAAAAGGACGCACACCGGCGAGAAGCCCUUCAAGUGCGAACACCCGGGCUGCGACCGAAAGUUCGCCAACAGUUCGGACCGGAAAAAGCACAUGCACGUGCACACCAGUGACAAGCCCUACAACUGCAAGGUGCCCGGCUGCGACAAGUCCUACACGCACCCCUCCUCCCUGCGCAAGCAUAUGAAGUCCCACGGGAAGACGGCCGACUCGCCGCCGCCCGGGGACGCCUGCAGCGGAGCAUCGCGCAGCGCCACGCCCAGUUCCCCUUCUAACGGUUCCAACGGUUAUCCGCCAGCGGCCCCUAACUCCAAGGCCCACGGCGGGGGAGGCGGGGCUCCAAUGCCCACCGGCAUGCCGCAACCGCCCCAGGCCCCCGCACCGCUGAGCCACCACCACCAACACGGACACCCGCUGACGGCGGUGGGCCCCGGCGGCCCGCCACAACAAUUGCUGCAGGCCCACCACCCGCCGGCCGCCGCCUGGUACGCGCCCCAUGCCAACGUCUACCCGGGAGCCCACUACUGAAGAUAACUUCAACCGCCCUGUGUACAUAUAUACUGCAUGCACAGGCACGCAAUGCCAUUCCGUGACGAAUCGCAGCCUCUGCGUGACCCGUCGGAGCCGGUAAUGAAUUGGCUCCGGAAUGAAUGGAACGGGCCGGAAUGCCAUUUCCGGACACAUGGAGCAGCGUGCAUUCAGGAUGGACCGGUGCCGGUCGUCAGCAUGCGCGGCUUAUCGUAUAAGAAGGCCUUAUAAGCGAAUUGAAUGAAUGAAUGUAUCACAGUGGCGAUUAUUCUGCACUGCACACACUUUAUUGUAUGUACUUGUAUGUAAAGAAAUGAAUGGACCCUUCUUCAUUGUCUAGGACGAGCCAAGCUGUAAAAUGGCCGUCUAAUCCCGGAAUGCAUGGCAGUUUUAAUUCUCUCGACGUGGAAAUUCAAUGCAAAUGAAUCUCGAUGAAUAUCAAUGA
This is a messenger RNA of Paramacrobiotus metropolitanus, 2360 nucleotides long. Its product is annotated as zinc finger protein ZIC 4-like. Gene Ontology annotation, biological process: central nervous system development; regulation of transcription by RNA polymerase II. Gene Ontology annotation, molecular function: RNA polymerase II cis-regulatory region sequence-specific DNA binding; DNA-binding transcription factor activity, RNA polymerase II-specific. NCBI's taxonomy places the organism in Eukaryota, Metazoa, Tardigrada, Eutardigrada, Parachela, Macrobiotidae. The transcript is spliced from 2 exons. Gene Ontology annotation, cellular component: nucleus. Bases 548 to 1915 code for a protein of 455 amino acids. The record is from RefSeq and is a predicted model, not a curated record.